UACUCACAUGGGACUGCUGAACCAGCUGUACAACUUUUAUUUUGAAGAAAAAAGUUGAGCCUCAUAUCAGGCAGUUUUAAAGACAGGGAGGGACUUAGCUUUCCAGAGCUUGACCAGCAUGUGGAAGGACUGCUCUCUUGGCUGCACUAACUCAGGGCGCUCCUACCUGGGUGCCACUAGAGUAGGAAGUUGUCUGUUUGUUUCCUUCUGUUCCCGAGGGUCCUGUGUGCUUCUCCUGCCUGUAUCAACGUGACUGUCGGUGGUUUUUGCACACCCUGCUCUGUGGGGGAGUGCCCCAACGUGCCUGUCUUAUGUGGCCUCUAUGGACACACUGCUCAGCUGGCAGAGAGCAGGGAAGUUUUCUCCCAGCACCCAAAAAGAGAAAGAGGAAACUACUUUUUCCUUCUGGGCUCCUUGCAGCACAAUAGACUUCUACAUUGCCUCCCUGGAUUUCUGGAGUGGUUUCCAGGAAGAAGUUAAACUUUUACCUUUAAAUGGAUGACCAUGUCACAAUCAGGAAGAAACAUCUCCAAAGACCCAUCUUUAGACUAAGAUGCUUAGUGAAGCAGCUGGAAAAAGGUGAUGUUAACGUCGUAGACUUAAAGAAGAACAUUGAAUAUGCAGCAUCUGUGUUGGAAGCUGUUUAUAUUGAUGAAACAAGAAGACUGCUGGAUACCGAUGAUGAGCUCAGUGACAUUCAGACUGAUUCAGUCCCAUUGGAAGUACGGGACUGGUUGGCUUCUACUUUUACACGGAAAAUGGGGAUGAUGAAAAAGAAAUCUGAGGAAAAGCCAAAAUUUCGAAGCAUCGUGCAUGCUGUUCAAGCUGGAAUUUUUGUGGAAAGGAUGUACAGAAAGUCCUAUCACAUGGUUGGUUUGGCAUAUCCAGAAGCUGUCAUAAUAACAUUAAAGGAUGUUGAUAAAUGGUCUUUUGAUGUAUUUGCCUUAAAUGAAGCAAGUGGAGAGCACAGCCUGAAGUUUAUGAUUUAUGAACUGUUUACCAGAUAUGAUCUUAUCAAUCGUUUCAAGAUUCCUGUUUCUUGCCUAAUUUGCUUUGCAGAAGCUUUAGAAGUUGGUUACAGCAAGUACAAAAAUCCUUAUCACAAUUUGAUUCAUGCAGCUGAUGUCACUCAAACUGUGCAUUACAUAAUGCUUCAUACAGGUAUCAUGCACUGGCUCACUGAACUGGAAAUUUUAGCAAUGGUCUUUGCUGCUGCCAUUCAUGAUUAUGAGCAUACAGGAACCACAAACAACUUUCACAUUCAGACUAGGUCAGAUGUUGCCCUUUUAUAUAAUGAUCGCUCAGUCCUUGAGAAUCACCAUGUGAGUGCAGCUUAUCGGCUUAUGCAAGAAGAAGAAAUGAAUGUUUUGAUAAAUUUAUCCAAAGAUGACUGGAGGGAUCUUCGGAACCUAGUGAUUGAAAUGGUUUUGUCUACAGACAUGUCAGGUCACUUCCAGCAAAUUAAAAAUAUAAGAAACAGUUUGCAGCAGCCUGAAGGGAUUGACAAAGCCAAAACGAUGUCCCUGAUUCUCCAUGCAGCAGACAUCAGCCACCCAGCCAAAUCCUGGCAGCUGCACCACCGGUGGACCAUGGCCCUGAUGGAGGAGUUUUUCCUACAGGGAGAUAAAGAAGCUGAGUUAGGACUUCCAUUUUCCCCACUUUGUGACCGGAAGUCAACGAUGGUGGCCCAGUCACAAAUAGGUUUCAUUGACUUCAUAGUAGAGCCAACAUUUUCUCUUCUGACAGAUUCAACAGAGAAAAUUAUUACUCCUCUUAUAGAGGAAGCCUCAAAAACAGAAACUCCUUCCUAUGGGGCAAGCAGUGUUGAUUUGUUUAGACGAUCAAAUAUGAAGGGCACCAUGAACGAUGGAACCUAUUCCCCAGACUACUCCCUUGCAAGCGUGGACCUGAAAAGCUUCAAAAACAACCUGGUGGACAUCAUCCAGCAGAAUAAAGAGAGGUGGAAAGAGUUAGCUGCACAAGGUGAACCUGAUCUUCAUAAGAACUCAGAAGACCUAGUAAAUGCUGAGGAAAAACAUGCUGAUACACACUCAUAGGUUUGAAAUACCUUAAAGGCUUCUGUCAUGUUAAACAUGAAAGAUUUUAUUUCAGGAUAAUGAGAACGGGACAAAAACAUCCUAAAUCCUCAACUUUCCACAAAGCGAUGUUCUCCUUUUCAACACACACGUGGAUCAGGCCAUUUUAAUGGACUCCUAUAUAAGGAACUAAUAAGAAGAACAUAAAUUCUGAGCUAGUAACUCUGGCCAAACAAACACAUUCAAAGUUGCCAUUUUUCUUGGUCAGUGCUUCUGCCAUUGUCUUUCCUCCAAAAGACAGUCUUGGAGGAAAUGUGUUGGUUGUUUUCAUCCAGCUUUUUCAAUCAAGUUAAGGAAAUUUUUAAGACAAAAGUUGGAUAGUUUAAAAUUGUCAUCACUUUGAACCGGUAAUAGUAUAGGUGACUAUGUGAUACGUGUGCAAAAGAUGAGGCAUUUUUAAAAUUAACUUUCAUGUAUUGUUUUAUGCAGAGUUGUGUAAUUACAAAUAUUUCAAGGUUUUAAGUAAAAGGAAAGCAAAACAAAAUUAUGGGCAAAAAUUUUUUUGUAGCUCUGAAGAACAGGCUAGAUUGUCCCUCUUUUAAAUACAUGGGAACAGCAUGAGGGGUGGAGCUGUUCAGAAGCUGUGGUUGAAGUCCCAUGAUGACACUGGAGCUUUACCCUGGUCCCACGACCUAAUGACCACUUCAUUGUAACUGUCAAGCUGGGAAACUGCAGUGAAACCUGUCCCUGGAAGCAGUGGACCAACUUGCCUCCAUCUCUGUGGUUUCAGAGCACUGAUACAUCACCCACACGGGCGUCAUCACAAUGCAAGUCACACAUUACCUACGCUCUGGGAUAACAAGAACCUCCAGCCAUUUUUGGAGACAGAUGUUAGUGCUCAGAUUGGAAUUUGCCUUCUGGGGUGUUGAUCCCAUUAGGACACGACAAAAUAUAUUACAGGCCAAGGGAUAAGUGACAAGAAGUGUGUGUGUGUGUGUGUGUGUGUCUGUACUCAAAAAUAUCUAUGAAGAUGGAAGCCCACACUUUUCUGUACAGAUAAUAAGAUAAUAGUAUUGGGUGUGACUUUAUAAUUUUCCUACACAGAAACGAACUGCAAUUCUUGGAGACUCUGCUUCCUUGUCAUGUUUUGCCUGAGCAUGUGCAGAGCCCUUCCUUUGCUCCAAACUGAAGAACUACUUUUAUUUGUUAUUAGCUGACAAGAAAAGUCAGGCACAAUUAGGUGUUGUAACUUUUCACUGUGCGAACACGUCGAUGAUCCUGCGAUGAAUCUGUCUUUGUGAAAGGUAGAAACUGAAUGGAAAAAAACAAGAGUAGCCAUCAAUUAAAGAAUAAAGUGAAGGAGGGUCCAUCCAUCCAAUGAGUUUUCUGUUGCACCUGCUUUUUUCCUGGGUUCCAUGAUGCUAAGCAAUAUUUUAGAAAUUGAUAGAAUCAGAAGCUUUUAAGUCUGAGUGGUGGGAUUUUAUAACCCACAACUUAGAUCUCCUUUAAUGUGUAAGCCAUAUUCUAUAUGCAUAUUAGGUAUGCAUCAUUCUAAUUUAAGAUAUAUUUAUGCAUAGACUGUGCAUAAAAUGCUUUUAAAUGUUCUGUGAAUAAGGUCCUUAAUUUUUGUUUCACCUGAAUCUUGUGUAGAACUGAGCUAAAUAACUGAAUUGUAUCAUAGACAUUAUAAUGCAAUUGAUAUUUUAAAUGUAAGCAGUACAAAUUGAUCUAUGAUGAUAUGUUGGGGGAAAUUUAUAGAUAUGUACAUCAUGGUGACUUUUUGUCUUUUAAAAAAAUGGACUUUUUAUUUCUAUUUAUGAAGACAUUAUAACUACUGCUUUCAAAGUCUUUUUAAAAGUAGCUAUUUACCAGCUAGAAAAUAUUCUGCAUUUAAAAUAGAAUCUGACUAUCUGGGAAGUGUAAUUACUUUUGUUCUUAUUUGAGCCAGUUGUCUUUCGGGAAAGCUAGAGAACCUCUCCAGGGAGAAGUAAAUUGAAACAUCGCUUCUCAAUUGUCAUAGGAAACUUGUCUAUUUUGUUCCUAUUGAUACUUUAAGAUCUAUAGGCUUUGUUACGAAAACAAAAAUUGAGAAAUAUAAUGAAUUCAUCAGUGUCUGUAUAUGGGCUUUCACCUAAUUUCCCAGGUUAUUUAACUUAUAAAGCACUGUGACUGAAUUUCCAGAGGGAGUGGAGAAAACACGCUCCACUUCAGAAGAAUUGUCACGCUGUUGAUACGCUUUUUCUUUUUCUAAUCUCCCCUCCUUUCUCCAUUCCCUCCUUCCCCUCCCCUGUUCGCUUCCCUUGUUCUUUCUUUUCUUCCAAGAGGGCUACUAACUAGUGCUGACUAGAGGGAGUGGGCGUGGAGGUUACUAGUGCCCAUCCCCCUGCAAACACCAGGGAUGGGUGAGAGGGUCAAUGAGUCAGGCCGCUGCAUCUUGGAUGUCCUGCUUUGCAUUUUUAUCCUCAGCUCCACAACAUAUAUUCAACAAUUUCAUGCGCCUUUUUAUUUAACCAGUAGCUGUUUUAAUUUUUAACUUGACAAGCUACAAUUCUUGUGUUUUUAUUCUACUGUAGUUCUCUGUAUUUCCUAUUACAUAUGAUUGUUAAAUAAAUCAUACUUGAGGGAAAAUAUUGUGAAA
Leopardus geoffroyi (Geoffroy's cat) is the source of this 4674-nucleotide messenger RNA. It is a transcript of the gene PDE1A, whose product is annotated as phosphodiesterase 1A. The record is from RefSeq and is a predicted model, not a curated record. The transcript has 15 exons. Lineage: Eukaryota; Metazoa; Chordata; Mammalia; Carnivora; Felidae. Gene Ontology annotation, biological process: signal transduction. Gene Ontology annotation, molecular function: 3',5'-cyclic-nucleotide phosphodiesterase activity. Bases 495 to 2057 code for a protein of 520 amino acids.